Anopheles merus is the source of this 1143-nucleotide messenger RNA. RefSeq lists its product as uncharacterized. The transcript is spliced from 3 exons. The record is from RefSeq and is a predicted model, not a curated record. NCBI's taxonomy places the organism in Eukaryota, Metazoa, Arthropoda, Insecta, Diptera, Culicidae. Bases 150 to 1052 code for a protein of 300 amino acids.
ACGACUAAGUAGGCUACUGUAGUAUACACACUAUGCAGACCAAAACAUUUAUUCACCGAUUUGCCUUGAAAUGUUUUAAUAGCAUGCUGAUGUCUUGAGAGUGUUCGAAUUCAAGAAGUACUGACAUUCUUCCUAGAUUAAUACGAAAAAUGCCCAUUGUGAAAAAGAAAACCAUACUGAAUGACUUACAUAAUGCGUUCGAAACCAACCUAAGGAGGAAAUCUAGCAAAACGAUUCCUAUUCAGCUUGUUGGUGAUGAAAACAAAGAUAACAAUUCUCUGCAUGAUCCGUUAGAAACUAUAGAUGAAAAAAAUCAACAAACGGUAGCUGCUGCUAUUGAAUCUGUAGCGUCGAUAAAACCCGUUUCAAAACAAAAUGAAAGUACAGAGAAACAUCAAAACAAAGUUGCUGAAUUUCAAUUGCACAUCGCAUCGUGCAUCUCCAAAAUCGUGUCCUUGCGUCUAGCCAAGCUCGCUGCUAACGACGAGAAGAUUACUCAACUAGGAAUGUUCUUUUUUGACGAUUGCAGUGGUGCUAUAGAUAUUGCCAAACUUGUGCAGCUAAUCGAUAAGGCUCGAACAAAUUUAUCAAAAGAGCGAAAGCAGCUUUUCGUAGUCAUGAAGCGAUUUAAACGAAAUGGUAUGCAAAACUAUCAGCUCGACAAACAAAUGCAGGAUGUCAGCCUGGAGCAGUACUACGAGCUGAAAGCGGAAGUUAACCGCAUCGGAGAAAAACUCGAGGAAACACACAAACGGAUGAACAAUUCGCGGCAACAGUUUGAAAAUGAUGUAGCACGUGCCACUCACGUGCGAGAAAAGUUGUUUAACUCACAAAACCGAAUAGUGUCUGUAUUGCAGGACGUUUCUGGAGUAAAAGGUGACUUCUCUUUCUACAAACAAACACUGUGCGAUAGACUGGAGCUUAAAAAGCAGCUACGCAGGAAAAAUGAAUCCCUGAAACAACGUGUCCAUUUAUUCAAGCUUAUGCCUUGGUACGGACAAACCAAGAAACAGCUAGAGCUCACCAAAUCUUUUGUGAAAAAAUUUGAAUAAUAUACCGCCCGAAUUCAGAAGUAAUAAUCAAUAAAAAAAAACUGCAAUAUUUUAAUAACGCAGGGUAACUGUACCAGUUUUCGGCGCGCUA